AUGCCUCAGGCCACAUUUGCCAGCACGGCUCAGGCGUCCAGAAGACGGUCCCAACUCAAGAGCGUAUCGAUCGCCUUUUUUUCAACUGGUUCACCUUCCAAAAUAGGUGCAUUUGUAGCACCGGCAUUAUCGAUCGGGUCGACAGCGGACUCGGCGAAAGAGACUGCAGAGCCAGCGAGCCUAGGACGUGGCUGGCGAAGAGCACAAAGCAACGGUUGCGGCAGUUCUACGAGACCCCGUGCCCUUGAGGCUGGGUCAAAUGAGCACUUUUGUAGCGCCCCAAGGGCUCUUCAUCAAGUCCACCUCCCCCACCAACUGGACGCUACUUCGUGCAACUAUCAUUGUAACCUGGACGCGGAUACCGCUGCCGUCGUUCGUCUAUUGCUUUCACAUUCUCGCAUUCACAUUUGCAGUCUUUGCUGCAGACACAUCGCUGGUCCACCGAAAUGCGACUGCCGUCGGGCCGAAGUUGUUGAUGUCUUCGCUUUUCGGUCUGGACUGGACGGCGGUGUCAUCCUCGAUCCGACGGGGUUCGAACCGGGACAGGCGAGCGCAACAACACACGGCCUUGGAGCUGAGUUGGUGACAAGCGAGCCACGUGACCGGGAGUCGAUUCGCGUUGACGAGCUCGAGUGUUUGUGGACAAAAGUGAAAUAUGCGUCUCUCGUCACUUUGCACGAGCUGAGUUGGCCGAGAAAACACAGAAAAUAUGCAUUUAUAAGUCAAAAAUAUGCGUUGAAAUCGGUUGCUAAGCCUUCAAAGCGACAAGACCAUUUCACGAAUUCCCUCCAAUUGACUCAUAUGGUCGAGGAGUUGAUCGCGCAUGGAUUUGGUCGGCUUGGAUCGGCCAAGAUUUGGUCAAGACGGCUAAUUGAGUUCUGCCACUAUCAGAUGACCCGGCCUCAUCAGAGCUCCCAGCGAGAUUCGACGCCGGAUCAUGGGUGCCAUGGCGAGUGGAUCACUACACCGCAUGGCCACUGCCGACUGACUUCCUACUUCAGAAUUGCUGAUUAUCUCGAAAAAUCUGCUUAUCUUCAAAGUUGCUUCACAUGCCUGGUCCGAAAUUGUGCUACAACUUCUGCUAUUGCCUCAAGUCGUGAUUACAGUGUCCUUUUUCUGCCCCAAGCUUCAUAA
Molecule: messenger RNA, 1134 nt
Organism: Protopolystoma xenopodis
Lineage: Eukaryota; Metazoa; Platyhelminthes; Monogenea; Polystomatidea; Polystomatidae
Source: the annotation of a GenBank genome assembly